Molecule: messenger RNA, 1776 nt
Organism: Chiloscyllium plagiosum (whitespotted bambooshark)
Lineage: Eukaryota; Metazoa; Chordata; Chondrichthyes; Orectolobiformes; Hemiscylliidae
Source: RefSeq, a predicted model, not a curated record
UUGUCAUUAUCCUUGGGCUGGGUCAUAGUGCGCGUGUUACCCAAUUUGGCCUCCGGAAAAAAACAAGUAGAGGACCGUCAGUGGUUCUCCAUCUCCGUGCUUGCCAACAAGCCAACACAGACAUUUAGCUUAGACCUAUGUGGGUUGGUGCCCUGCAGGACUAAAAGUGAACUGAAUCAAACUAAACGGAACCUAGAGAGAGAAAGGAGAUUCCAGGGUCAGGCGUUAGUAUUACAAUUGCAUGGUAGGGAAGGCAUACAUAGGCCUCCAGCCCCUGGGGUCCAGGCUAUGGUGUCAGUUGUCCGUGAUCCCAUUACCCCUGGACAAGAUUGUGGGCGGAAUCAGUGCAAUCCGCUCUACCUGACCAUAAAGAACUUGGGAGAUAAUGGGGCGAGCCUUAAUGGAACAAUCCUGGGUAUUAGAGUUGGGGGCCAUACAGGACAGGAGGGAGUGCAGCUGUGCUGCACGUAUAUCACGGUCAUUGAAGCUGAGUCUGGGGGCUCAUCCGCCACCGAUGAGCAGGGAAAGAUUAGAAUAAUUGAGGUGACGGAUUUGGAAAAGACCUUUGAAAUAGAAACGGGAUACGGGGAGGCGAAUGCCUGGAUGGAAUGGGUCAAAUAUACUGUGAGGAGCAUGAAAAAGAGUGAUUGCUACGCAUGCACGGGUGCCCGCCCUAACCCUCAGGUGGUCCCAUUCCCGCUGGGAUGGGAGAAACACCCACGAGCCUUGGACUGCAUGAUAAGGUUGUACCAGGACCGAGAGGCCUGGAACGACCCCACUUGUCGACCCUUAAGUUUGAAGUUUCCCCCCGUCAGGUCUGAGGGGGCGCCCCGCCCGCCAUCAUUCUCGGGGGUAACGGGUACGCACCAGGCCUACGUCUCUCGGAUGGGACUACAGUGGGACAACGAUGUGGGGACAUUUGACAAGUGCAGCGGAUCAAAUCGGCUGGUCAAUGAAACUACUGGGGGCGGGAAUUACUCCCACAUUCAUGUGCCUAGGGCAGACCUCUGGUGGUACUGUGGUGGGAGAGUUCUGCGACAGACCCUGCCCCGAAAAUGGACGGGCACUUGUGCAAUCGUUCAAUUGGCCAUCCCAUUCACCCUGGCAUUCGAAAAACAAGAGCAACCCCGUUCCAGUGGAAGAACUGAGAGAGCUUUGGGGACCUCUUUCGAUGAUAACAUAUAUUAAGAUGCCAUAGGAGUCCCCAGGGGUGUUCCUGACGAGUACAAGGCUUGGAACCAGAUAGCGGCGGGUUUUGAGUCGUCACUGUUCUGGUGGGUGACCAUCAAUAAGAACGUGGAUUGGAUUAAUUAUAUUUACUACAAUCAGCAGAGGUUCAUUAAUUAUACCCGGGAUGCAGUGAAAGGAAUAACAGAACAACUGGACGCCACUAGUAGGAUGGCGUGGGAAAAUAGGUUGGCCUUAGACAUGAUGUUGGCAGAGAAGGGGGGUGUUUGUGUCAUGAUAGGCACUCAGUGCUGCACUUUCAUCCCCAACAACACAGCCCCUGAUGGGUCCAUCACCCGCGCCCUGGAUGGACUCACCACAUUGGCGGACGAACUGGCCGAAAACUCGGGUAUCGACUCUGGCCUCACGGACUGGUUGGAAGCUUGGUUUGGUAAAUGGACGGGGGUAGUCGUUCCCUUUCUUGUCUCAUGUAUAGUGGUGGCAGGGGUACUCACUGCCCUUGGGUGUUGUGUUAUUCCCUGCGUCCGGGGAUUAACGCAACGACUGAUCGAAACCGCCCUUACGAAGGGGGAUGUUCCCUAUGGGCAG